AUGGAGUAUGCUACAAGGAGGACGGUGUCACGCAACACAGAGCACGGUGCCAAGCGACGUGGAAAUACGGAGUACGGGUGCAUGGUACCGCACGGAACACGAGGCACGCGACACGGAAUACGGUACCAAGGCAACAUGGAAUACGGGAGCAAAGCAACGGAAGAGCACAGUACCACACAACAGAGAAAACAUCACACAACGAAACAAAUCAACGAAGCACAGUCCCCGACACAACAGAGAGCACAGUACACACAACACGGAAUACGGUACCACCAAACAGAGAGCACAGUACCACACAACACGGAAUACGGUACCACAGCAACAGAGAGCACAGUACCAACAACAGAGAGCACAGUACGACAACAGAGAGCACAUACCACACAGACACGGAAUACGGUACCACACAACAGAGAGCACAGACCACACACGGUACCACACAACAGAGAGCACAGUACCACACAACAGAGAGCACAGUACCACACAACAGAGCACAGCACAGUACCAACAAACAGAGCACAGCAACACGGAAUACGGGUAGCAGAGAGCAGCAGUACGCACACAACAGAGAAGCACAGUACCACACAACACGGAAUACGGCACACAACAGAGAGCACAGUACCAACACAGCACGGAUACGGUACCACACAACAGAGAGCACAGUACCCACACAACACGGAAUACGGGUCGGUACCCACACAACAGAGGAAGCAACAGUACCACACACCACCACAACAACAGAGAGCACAGUACCACACAACACGGAAUACGGUACCACACACAACAGAGAGAAGCACAGUACCACCAACCGAAUACGGUCCACGCAACAGAGAGCACAGUAACACAAGCAACAGAGAGCACAGUACCACACAACACGGAAUAGCGUACCACAAACAGAGAGCAAACAGUACCACACAACACGGAACAGUAACAGAGUACACAGCAACAGAGAGCACAGUACCACACAACAGAGAGCAAACACAAGCAACAGAAGAGCACAGUACACACAACAGAGAGCCAGUACCGACACAACAGAGAGCACAGUACCACACAACACGGAAUAGAGAGCACAGUACACACUACCAACAACAGAGAGCACAGUACCACACAACACGGAAUACGGUACCCACGCAACAGAGAGCACAGUACCACACAACAGAGAGCACAGUAACCAACAACACGGAAUACGGUACCCCACACCAACAGACACAGUACAGUACCACACAACAGAGAGCACAGUACCACACAACAGAGAGCACAGUACCCACACAACAGAGAGCAACAGUAACCACACAACACGGAAUACGGUACCAACACAAAAGAGAGCACAGUACCACACACAACAGAGAGCCACAGUACCACACAACCAAGAGCACAGUACCACAGCAACAGAGAAGCACAUUACCACACAACACGGAAUACCGGUACACACACAACAAGAGAGCACAGUACACACAACACGAAAUACACCACACAACAGAGAGCAGCAGUACCACACAACGGAAUACGCGGUACAAACAGCAACAGAGAGCACAGUACCACACAACAGAGAAGCCACGAUACGUACACACCACAGCAACAGAGAGCACAGUACCACACAACAGAGAGCACAAGUACCACACAACAGAGAGCACAGUACCACACAACAGAGAAGCACAGUAA
Messenger RNA from Penaeus vannamei (Pacific white shrimp), 1659 nucleotides. NCBI's taxonomy places the organism in Eukaryota, Metazoa, Arthropoda, Malacostraca, Decapoda, Penaeidae. The record is from RefSeq and is a predicted model, not a curated record.